Messenger RNA from Dermatophagoides pteronyssinus (European house dust mite), 1261 nucleotides. RefSeq lists its product as uncharacterized. NCBI's taxonomy places the organism in Eukaryota, Metazoa, Arthropoda, Arachnida, Sarcoptiformes, Pyroglyphidae. The record is from RefSeq and is a predicted model, not a curated record.
UUAUAAAAUUCAUGGACAUCAUCAUUAUCAUCCAACAACAACAACAACAAUGGUGGAAAGAUUACCCAUACAACGACAACGAAAAAAAUCCAUUUUCAUACCGGUUGCAUUAUAUUCGGUAACAAAAAAAUUACCAAAAAAUUCAAAUGCAAAUUUACCAAGGAAAAUUUCAUCAUCAUCAAAUGUUUCGAUACGAAGAAAUCCAUCGAAUUAUCAGGAUAAUUUCGAUGGUCAAGAUUAUCAACAACAACAACAACAAGAUGGUGAUGAUUAUGAAAUGCGUAAAGAAAGUGCCGUUUAUGGUUAUAUUGAAAAACCAGAAGUUAUUGAAUUUAAAGGACAAUAUUAUUAUGGUGGUAGUGGUGGUGGUGGUGCUAAUAGUGGUAACGGAAACGAUGAAAAUAAUCAAAAUGAUGAUCAAAGUGGUGGUGGUGAUAAUAUUGGUGGUAGAAUUGUAUCAUCAUCCGAUCAUGAUAAUGAUAAUAUUAUUGUUGAUGAUGGUUAUCCAUCACCACCAAUGAUGGACAUUCAUCGACAUUAUGAUGAAGAUCAUCAUCCACCAUCAUCAACAUAUUUACCCUCAUCAUCAAAUGAUUAUCAUUUAAAUGAUUAUCAUCAUCAUAAUCAUGAACCAUAUCAUCAUCAUCAUGGUGGUUCAUCCGCUUAUCCAAUGAUGUCACCAAUGUAUCAUCAUCAUCAUGAUUCAUAUGAUGAUCAUUUUGAACCAUCAAUAUCAACAUUAUUAGCGGCUAAAUUGAAGAAAAUUUUAUUGGUCAAAGGUAUUACGGCAAAAGGUUUGCUGCUAGCAUCGAUACCACUAUUAUUAUCACCAUUAUUAAGUUAUAUGCUAACACCGGUUGUUAUACCGAUAACGGCUACAGUUGCUGCUGGUCGUCGUCGUCGAAGAAAACGUCAAAUUUUUCCAUCAACAACAACGAUCAGUGAUGACAACGAUAUGGAUGAUAUUGAAAUAAUUUUAAAAUUCCUACAACCAAUUUUUCAACAAAAUGAUUUAUGGCUGAAUAAAGCAGUGGCAAAUUUUUUAAACCAUGAUGGAUUUUUUCAAACAAACGAUCAUUGUUUUGAACAAUUAGCAUGCCAAAUUGUUGAUGAUUAUCAUCAAGAUCACCAUUAUCUCAAUUCACCAUCAUCAAAGACAUCGAAAUUGGAUAAAUAUCAAAAUACAAGACGUGUUGCAGCAUCGCUAAUCCUUAAACAUUUAUUACAAAAUGAAUUUGUAACGAAAAAUUUUAAAAAACGU